AUGACUCCUGAAAACUGCACUGUGUUUGCUGACUUCAUAUUCUUAGGACUUUUCGGUAGACAAGAUGUGCAGCAGGGGCUCUUCGUGCUCUUCCUGCUGGUUUACGGCAUAACUGUGGUUACCAGUGUCGGGAUGGUCCUGCCGAUCAAGAGGGACCCCAGACGGCACACCCCCAUGUAUUACUUCCUGAGCAAUCUGUCCCUCUGCGACAUCUGCUGUUCUUCUACUGUCUCUCCCAAGACGCUGGCUGAUUUCUUAUCUGAGCAAAAAAGGAUUCCAUAUGAUGUAUGCACCAUCCAGGUGUACUUUUUGGGAGCCUUUGCAGAUGCGGCAUGUCUUAUGUUGGCUGUUACUUCUUAUGACCGUUAUGUGGCCAUUUGCAAUCCACUUCUUUAUACAACUGUCAUGUUCAGGGGAAUCUGUACCCAGCUUGUGGUUAUUGCCUACGUCGUAGGCUUGGUUGAUUCAGCAAUCCACACCUGUUGUACAUUUCGGUUGUCAUUCUGCAAUUCCAAUAUCAUCAAUCACUUUUUCUGUGACAUCCCACACUUACUAGCCCUCUCCUACUCAGAUACACCCAUCAAUGAGAUUGUGAUGCUCACUUUUAUUGGCUGUGUUGUGGGGACCAGCAUUAUCACUGUCCUCCUUUCCUACAGUUAUAUCACAACAACCAUCCUUAGGAUGAACUCAACAGAGGGGAGACACAAAGCUUUCUCUGUGUGUGCCUCCCACUUACCCGCUGUGGCUGUAUUUCAUGGCAUGCUCCUGUUCAUGUAUUUCAGACCCAGCUCCAGUUACUCCAUGGACACAGACAAAAUGGCCUCUGUCUUUUACACAGUUGUCAUCCCCAUGUUAAAGGUGCCCGAAAAAAAGCAAUCAGCACUGAAUUAUGUUCUGGGUGAUACAGUACUUUCAUCCUAA
Molecule: messenger RNA, 921 nt
Organism: Budorcas taxicolor (takin)
Lineage: Eukaryota; Metazoa; Chordata; Mammalia; Artiodactyla; Bovidae
Product: olfactory receptor 5W2-like
Exons: 1
Coding region: 1-921 (306 amino acids)
Biological process (GO): sensory perception of smell; G protein-coupled receptor signaling pathway
Cellular component (GO): membrane
Molecular function (GO): olfactory receptor activity; odorant binding; G protein-coupled receptor activity
Source: RefSeq, a predicted model, not a curated record